Molecule: messenger RNA, 2310 nt
Organism: Pan troglodytes (chimpanzee)
Lineage: Eukaryota; Metazoa; Chordata; Mammalia; Primates; Hominidae
Gene: PPOX
Product: protoporphyrinogen oxidase
Exons: 13
Coding region: 286-1860 (524 amino acids)
Biological process (GO): heme biosynthetic process
Cellular component (GO): mitochondrial inner membrane
Molecular function (GO): protoporphyrinogen oxidase activity, oxygen as acceptor
Source: RefSeq, a predicted model, not a curated record
AGGGUCAGGCGCGUGCCGCGAGAACAGAGUGGACGGAGAGUAGGAGAGACCGAAAAGGCUGGGGGUGGGAGUAGCGGAUUUGAAGCACUUGUUGGCCUACAGAGGUGUGGCAAGCAGAGCGCCUCAGAACUCAGGCGUACUGCCCGCCGCCCGAGCCCUGCGAGGGCCGAUAGCGAGGGUGUGGCCCUUAUCUGCACCCAGCAGAGCGCCGGCGGGGUACGGUCUUAGGACCUCGAUCUCCUUCUCCCUCAUUUUCUCUCAUCCCUACCUAUUGUGGGUUUCCGCAUGGGCCGGACCGUGGUCGUGCUGGGCGGAGGCAUCAGCGGCUUGGCCGCCAGUUACCACCUGAGCCGGGCCCCCUGCCCCCCUAAGGUGGUCCUAGUGGAGAGCAGUGAGCGUCUGGGAGGCUGGAUUCGCUCCGUUCGAGGCCCGAAUGGUGCUAUCUUUGAGCUUGGACCUCGGGGAAUUAGGCCAGCGGGAGCCCUAGGGGCCCGGACCUUGCUCCUGGUUUCUGAGCUUGGCUUGGAUUCAGAAGUGCUGCCUGUCCGGGGAGACCACCCAGCUGCCCAGAACAGGUUCCUCUACGUGGGCGGUGCCCUGCAUGCCCUACCCACUGGCCUCAGGGGGCUACUCCGCCCUUCACCCCCCUUCUCCAAACCUCUGUUUUGGGCUGGGCUGAGGGAGCUGACCAAGCCCCGGGGCAAAGAGCCUGAUGAGACUGUGCACAGUUUUGCCCAGCGCCGCCUUGGACCUGAGGUGGCGUCUCUAGCCAUGGACAGUCUCUGCCGUGGAGUGUUUGCAGGCAACAGCCGUGAGCUCAGCAUCAGGUCCUGCUUUCCCAGUCUCUUCCAAGCUGAGCAAACCCAUCGUUCCAUAUUACUGGGCCUGCUGCUGGGGGCAGGGCGGACCCCACAGCCAGAUUCAGCACUCAUUCGCCAGGCCUUGGCUGAGCGCUGGAGCCAGUGGUCACUUCGUGGAGGUCUAGAGAUGUUGCCUCAGGCCCUUGAAACCCACCUGACUAGUAGGGGGGUCAGUGUUCUCAGAGGCCAGCCGGUCUGUGGGCUCAGCCUCCAGGCAGAAGGGCGCUGGAAGGUAUCUCUAAGGGACAGCAGUCUGGAGGCUGACCACGUUAUUAGUGCCAUUCCAGCUUCAGUGCUCAGUGAGCUGCUCCCUGCUGAGGCUGCCCCUCUGGCUCGUGCCCUGAGUGCCAUCACUGCAGUGUCUGUAGCUGUGGUGAAUCUGCAGUACCAAGGAGCCCAUCUGCCUGUCCAGGGAUUUGGACAUUUGGUGCCAUCUUCAGAAGAUCCAGGCGUCCUGGGAAUCGUGUAUGACUCAGUUGCUUUCCCUGAGCAGGACGGGAGCCCCCCUGGCCUCAGAGUGACUGUGAUGCUGGGAGGUUCCUGGUUACAGACACUGGAGGCUAGCGGCUGUGUCUUAUCUCAGGAGCUGUUUCAACAGCGGGCCCAGGAAGCAGCUGCUACACAAUUAGGACUGAAGGAGAUGCCGAGCCACUGCUUGGUCCAUCUACACAAGACCAAGAACCAGUUGAAGUGGCGACAGAGUCAUGACAGGACCGUGGAGUGGCCUAAGGAGUACCCAGGGCGAAGUAGGAAACAGGCUCCUUCUAUUCUUCAUGUGCCUGGGUGCCAACUCCUCAGGUGCAGGGACCGUGACCACCUGGGGGCUGCCUCCGUGUCGACGCGUUCCCAGCGCACAUACCUGGUCUUUUGCUGCCUGUCGUCACCGCCACCCCAACAGCCGGGGAGGCAUCGCUGCCGCCAUCUUGGAAGCGGGCGCUGCGGGGGCGGGGUCUCGCGUCAUGGGGCGGGACCUCGGGGCGGAGCCACCCGGGCUGACUAGGCACCCGGUCCCAGACACCGCGUGGCCGGGGGCUUGUGAGGGAGCAGCGCCUGAGCCUGCCCACCUGGAACGCGUUGUAGGCGACCCCCUGGGGAGCGGGUGCGAGGGUUCAACUCCACUACGCAGACUGCUAGUGGGAUUUCAUUUCCUGCCGCUCAGAUUUGUAAAAGCAGAAGCUCAAGCCCUUCAUUUUCCUCUGGGCCGAGACUGAUCAGGAGGCUAGUGAGCCGGUUUCUGGUGCUCCGCUGACCUCGUUAUCACCUUGUGGUUGGCUGAGCCCUCUCCCAGUGUGUCAGUGGCACCCCCUGCAGCCUAGUGCCACUUAGUAUCAAUUGUUCCUUACGCAGGCUACAGCGUUGCGGACCGCUCUAGCGCAUUUUUGUAUUCCCGUUGUAUCCCGCAGGCCUGGAAAUAAAAAGCGAUUAGUUAAUAAAACAAUGAAACAUUGAA